AUGUCUACUGUUCAUGAAAUCCUGUGCAAGCUCAGCUUGGAGGGUGAUCACUCCACACCCGUAAGUGCAUACGGGUCUGUCAAGGCCUACCCCAACUUCGAUGCUGACCGGGAUGCUUUGAACAUCGAAACGGCCAUCAAGACCAAAGGGGUGGAUGAGGUCACCAUCGUCAAUAUUUUGACCAACCGCAGCAAUGAGCAGAGACAGGAUAUUGCCUUCGCCUACCAGAGAAGGACCAAAAAGGAACUUGCAUCAGCACUCAAGUCAGCCUUGUCCGGCCACCUGGAGACCGUGAUUCUGGGCCUCCUGAAAACACCUGCUCAGUACGAUGCUUCCGAGCUGAAGGCUUCCAUGAAGGGGCUGGGCACUGAUGAGGACUCUCUCAUUGAGAUCAUCUGCUCCAGGACCAACCAGGAGCUGCAGGAAAUUAACAGAGUCUACAAGGAAAUGUACAAGACUGACCUGGAGAAGGACAUCAUUUCCGACACAUCUGGCGACUUCCGCAAGCUGAUGGUCGCCCUCGCGAAGGGCAGAAGAGCAGAGGACGGCUCUGUCAUCGAUUACGAGCUGAUUGACCAGGAUGCCCGGGAUCUCUAUGACGCCGGAGUGAAGAGGAAAGGAACUGACGUUCCCAAGUGGAUCAGCAUCAUGACCGAGCGCAGUGUGUUCCACCUCCAGAAAGUAUUUGACAGGUACAAGAGCUACAGCCCUUAUGACAUGUUGGAGAGCAUCAAGAAGGAGGUCAAGGGAGACCUGGAAAAUGCUUUCCUCAACCUGGUCCAGUGUAUCCAGAACAAGCCCCUGUAUUUUGCUGACCGACUGUACGACUCCAUGAAGGGCAAGGGGACACGUGACAAGGUCCUGAUCAGAAUCAUGAUCUCCCGCAGUGAAGUGGACAUGUUGAAGAUCAGGUCUGAAUUCAAGAGAAAGUACGGCAAGUCCCUGUACUAUUACAUCCAGCAAGACACCAAGGGUGACUACCAGAAAGCACUGCUGUAUCUGUGUGGUGGGGAUGACUGA
This is a messenger RNA of Pipistrellus nathusii (Nathusius's pipistrelle), 1020 nucleotides long. The record is from the annotation of a GenBank genome assembly. NCBI's taxonomy places the organism in Eukaryota, Metazoa, Chordata, Mammalia, Chiroptera, Vespertilionidae.